Hymenoscyphus albidus is the source of this 696-nucleotide messenger RNA. The record is from the annotation of a GenBank genome assembly. NCBI's taxonomy places the organism in Eukaryota, Fungi, Ascomycota, Leotiomycetes, Helotiales, Helotiaceae.
AUGUGUUCUAUCGAAUACUUCCACGUCGCUAAGGAACAGUUUCGUAUCGCUCCUGGCAACGAAACAGUUCGAGCUUGGCCAUUCGAAACCAAAGAGUGCAUCCCGGGAUCCAAACAGCUCCUAGAGAGUAUCCGAGAUGAUUACAUCGAGCUACUUGCAAUAUGUAACAUCUCACACGACGACUCCUUUGUCGCAAACAUCUGUAGCAAGGGGCACAGCGACACCGAGGAUAUAUUGGUAAUCCUCACUCGAGACGUCGACACAGACAUGUGGCAGUACGCCGCCAACAAUAUCAAGAAACUCAUAGACAACACCAUCUCCGAAAGAAACAGCGCCCUCAGAAUCACAGUCGAAAUCCGGAAUCCCAUGAAAAUGUACCGGGACUCCACCAUCGACGUCCAGCCUGAUCCAAGGGCUUACGAAGCCUGCAAGAAUAUAAAUGAUAUAAGCAGCCAAUUUUAUCAUCUGAUUCCUGGGUUUACUUCAUUGAGCUUUGAGAUGCGUGGACCCAGGAAGGAGGACGCCGAUCCGCGCUGGCCUACAGCUGCAGUUCCUAGCAUGAUGAUAUGUGUUCAAGAUGGGAUGCAUUAUAACUGGGCUUUGGUAGAAGAUCAGAUUCGAGUGGUAGUUGGAGAUAUUGCCACGGACCUUGAGGUUGAGGUUCACCUUGAGAUUUGGGCUGGGGAUUCUAAAUGA